GGGCUUUGCACAGAACUGCUCCCCGGCGCCUCCUGCAGCGCCCCGGGCCGCCCGAGCGGAGCUGGGCAGAUGAAUUGCCCUGAGCGGUGGAUCCCGGCUUUAAUCACGCCCCCUCGUUUACGUUUUCAGGAGAGAUUUGAAUUCACUGCAUCGCAGAGCUGAGUGCGUGAAAACAAAUAGAAACUGCAUCAGAGUCAUUUCUCCGGACUGUUUCCCCACCAUGUCUGAUAUUGGCACCACGUUAGCCUAUGCCAAGAGCCCCAAAGUCUCCAAGAGAACGGCUUUUCAGGAUGAGUUACAAGAAGCGAUUUCUGCUCGUUCAGCAAGAAGGCAAACUUCUGAAUACUCAGAUGACUUUGACAGUGAUGAAGAUGAUGAAGUGAAACAGCAACAGAGGACGAUUUUGAAAAGUCAGAACUUGAGUGAUGGCAGAGAUGAUGAAACAGAAUGUUCAUUCACUGAAGAGUCAACUUGUGAUGAUAGUGAAGGUGACCACUGUAAUCAAUCAUAUAUGGCUGUACUGCAGAAUGAAAGGGAAGAAAUUAUUCAACAUGAAUUUGAAAACAAACCAGUACCAAAGCUAAGGGAGUACAGAAUCAAAAAUAUAUCAUCAGCUGAGAAUGUCAGCAUUUCUACUCUGGAUGAUCGUUGUAAACCAUCACCUCAACCAAGAAGCGUGUUAAGAAAAAGCAGUCAUAUAGAAGACAAAGAUGUUACCAGGGCAGAAGACAAAGCUUCUUCUAGUUGCAGAUUAUCUUCAUUUUCUGCACCAUCAUCCCUAACUAGGUUGAGUGACAAAAUAACUUCUGAGAAAAGGGCCCUUGCUGAAAGCCCUAGUCCUGAGGGUCCAUGGCUAACAAGCUCUUCACCACCAUUCCCUAUUCAUUUUCAUUCAACUGAUGAAACAUUUGGAGAUUCCAAUUUGUUAAUGUGUGGAGAAGGUUCUCCUUCAAAAGGCCAGGAUCAAACAGAAGGUGAUGACUGCAGUGUUUUGAAAUUAGAGAAUAAUGGCAGACAAUCCCCAUCUGUGAUAGAACUAAUGAUGACUACAGUAUAUGAGAAAACUAAGAAACUAGAGAAAUCAACUGAUGACCAGCUUGAAGAACAUUUGCAAACAUUGGAAGAGCAAUUCACUGCUGAUGGCAUAAAGGAAAUGUCACUGAAUGAUCAAUCUGGAGACCUGACGGAAGUGAACACUUCCGAGUACUCAGACAAGAAAGAAAUUGAAAAUAAAGAAACACUUUCUCAAAAAGUGAAACCAUCAGGCAGGUCUCUGUCCUCUACAUAUUUGAAGAAAGCUGGAAAAAACAUCCCUCCAUCUACAACUACAUCUUCUCAAUACUUGGGAACAUUAAAGGUCUUGGACAAUAAACACUUACAAAAAUAUAGUGCUGAGCUUGACAAAGCAGAUAGUUUACGAGCAGCUGUUUAUCAGGAUUGGUUGGAAAAGAAAAGAGUCUUUCUGCUGGAACUGCAGAGAAUUAAAAGGAACAAAGCAGAAAAUUUAAGGAACGCAAAUGAAAAGAAAGAAGCUGCUAAGAAAGAAGAAGCAUUUGCAUCUUUUGAAGCCUGGAAGGCAAUGAAAGAAAAAGAAGCAAAAAAGAAACUAGCUGAAAAAAAGAAGCUUGAGGAGUUAAAGAAACAGAGAGCAGCAGAACUGAAUGAAGAGAAAAAAGAAGAAGCGCAAAAGGCAGCAUUUGAAAAAUGGAAAGAAAAGAAAGCAGAAUAUCUAAGAGAACAAAGUAGAAAGGAAAAACGAGCUGAAAGAAUGAAGAAGAAGAAAGAAGAGGAAGCUAUUGCAGAGAAGAAACGAGACAGCAUGUCUGCCGUUGAUAAAUGGAAUGAGAAAAAGGAAGAAUUUUUAAAACAAAAGAAAACAGAAAAAAUCCAAGAGAAAAGAAAGCAAGAAAUACAUCAGGUUGAGAGGGAAGAAAAAGAUAAAAGGGCUAUAGAGGAAUAUGAAAGAUGGCUGGAAGAGCCACCUCUGAAGGGCCAACUCAGCACAGCACAGAACCAGCAAAGACUAGAGGCAGCACCAGCUGCAAAAGAAAAGAAAGAGAGGAGGGACCAGAUGGAGAAAAAACAAAAGAAGCUCCAGGUUAUCAUUGAGGAUGAAACCCCUCCUCCAUGGAGUCCACCUGGAAAAGCUGUGUCUUCAAGGAGCUACUAAGGUGUCCAUUGCCCUUUGUGAGGAAAGCUCAUGUCUAAAGUUCUGGCACUGUCUAAUCAUCAAUAUUUCACAACAACUGAGUCUAAAGUGAAUUGA
This is a messenger RNA of Pelodiscus sinensis (Chinese soft-shelled turtle), 2266 nucleotides long. NCBI's taxonomy places the organism in Eukaryota, Metazoa, Chordata, Testudines, Trionychidae. The record is from RefSeq and is a predicted model, not a curated record.